AGACACAAAAAUAACCAUUGAAACAUCCUCGAAAUUCUUAAUUCUUUGCUUUCGUUCUCCACUUUGAUACGCCAUCCAGAUUUCCUUCUGUAACUGAAAGCCACAUUCCAUGGAGUCGGUGACUAGUUUUAUAUUCAAAAUUUGUUACUGGUUACCGCGUUUCUCGCCUGUUCUUGCAUAAUUAGCUUGCAUACGAUCGCCACCCCUCAUUUUUCUCUCUAUUGAUCUCCCAGUUAUUAAACCCUUUCAAUUCUUUUUUCUGUUAGUUUGAAUAUGGAAUUUUUUUGUAAUUACAAUCGGUUUAAGCUGCAGUUAGCAAUGUUGUUUACUGCUACAUUAGUGAUCCAUCACAAUUUUAGUCUCUGUUGGUCCCUCAACGCCGAAGGGUUGGCGUUGUUGAAGUUUAGAGAUGGAAUUGAGACGGACCCUUUUGGGGUUUUAUCUGGUUGGAACAACGACGGUGAAGCGGCGGAUUUGGGCCCUUGCUCUUGGUUCGGUGUUGAGUGUUCCGACGGAAAAGUGGUCAUCUUGAAUUUAAGAGACUUAUGCCUUGGAGGAACACUUUCACCAGAGGUUGGAAAGCUAACAAAUAUAAAAUCCAUUAUUUUACGAAACAAUUCUUUUUACGGAACAAUUCCUCAAGAAAUCGGUGAUUUGGAGGAGCUGGAAGUGUUGGAUUUGGGAUACAAUAACUUCAGUGGGUCAUUCCCAUCUGAUCUUGGCAAUAAUCUCUCUUUAUCGAUUCUUUUAUUGGACAACAACAGUCUUCUUGAUGAUCUUUCUCCUGAUGUAAACAAUCUUAAGACGAUUUCGGAGUUUCAGGUAGAUGAGGACCAGCUCACAAGCUCACAUAAUGAUGCUAGUUGUAACAGCAAGUCUAGUUCUUGGAAAGCCAUUCAAGCUGGAGAUCCUACAGAAAGAAAGCUGUUACAGGUUUCACCAUUACCAUCAUCAUCAGGUUUUCCAAUCUCAUAUAUAUCGUUGCCGCCAUCCGCCAUAUCAUAUAUAUCAGCAUCUCCGUCCCCAUCAGAAGUCGCAUCCCCUUCACCAUCCCCAGUACUUCCACCAUUACCUGUUUUCCCAAAUCCACCAAUUACUUCUCUAGAACCAGAGACCAAACCUGCUUUAGCUCCUUCACCUACAAACUUUAGGGGUUACAAAUCCAAACAUCACAGAGUUUUAAUAUGGUCUGGGGUAGUAGGGGGUUCUAUAUUUGUAUUUCUUUCCGCUUUUGGAUGUGUUUUCUUCAAAAGAAGUAAGGUGGUUACUGUUAAACCAUGGGCUACAGGUCUAAGUGGGCAGCUUCAGAAAGCAUUCACAACGGGUGUUCCGAGUCUCCAACGCCCUGAACUUGUAACAGCUUGUGAAGAUUUUAGUAAUAUAAUUGGCUCUAUGUUAGAUGGCACUGUGUACAAAGGGACUCUUUCAAGUGGGGUUGAAAUCGCUGUGACAUCCACUGCAAUAACGUCGGCUAAAGAUUGGACCAAGAAUCUAGAAACCCAGUUCAGAAACAAGAUAGAAAUGUUGUCAAAGGUGAAUCACAAGAACUUUGUGAAUCUAAUUGGGUUUUGUGAAGAACAAAAUCCUUUUACUAGAAUGAUGGUUUUUGAGUAUGCUCCAAAUGGAACUCUGUUUGAGCACCUGCACAUUGAAGAAGCCGAACAUUUGGACUGGUCUAUGCGAAUACGUAUAGCUAUGGGCAUGGCAUACUGUCUCGAGUACCUACACCAACUCAACCCACCGAUUGCUCACAAAAACCUACAAUCGUCAUCUAUACAUCUAACCGAGGACUACGCAGCCAAAAUCUCAGAUUUCAGCUUCUGGGAUGCAGCGAAAACAGGUCCAACAAAAGCCGAGCUAUUAGAGACCCCACCUUCAACUCCACAGAGUAAUGUCUACAGCUUUGGUGUAAUCUUAUUGGAACUCAUCACCGGUAAGAUACCUUACUCGGUUAAUAAUGGCUCUCUUGUGGACUGGGCAUCGGAUUUCUUGAACUCAGAGCAACCGAUAACAAACAUAGUGGAUCCAACUUUGACUUCCUUCAAAGAAGAUGCAGUUAAGGAGCUCUUUGAAGUGGUCAAAAGCUGUGUUCUUUCGGAUCCAAAUCAGAGACCCACAAUGAGAGAGGUCACGGCUAGGUUGAAGAUGGUCACAGCCAUGGCACCUGAAGGUGCCAUACCUAGAACAUCUCCGCUUUGGUGGGCUGAACUAGAGAUCUUAUCAUCAACAGAAUCAAAUUAAAAAACUAUUCAAUUUGCAUCGAGUGUUUCUGUACAUAUUUUUGAGAGAGAAUCUACUGAAUCUUUGUGAAACCGUUACAGUUCCAUAAGUGUAUUGAUUCGUUCAUCUUUAAACCUCUGUAUUUCAACAAUUACCUCAAUUUAUAAGAUCUCAAAAGGAA
This is a messenger RNA of Cynara cardunculus var. scolymus (artichoke), 2401 nucleotides long. Its product is annotated as inactive receptor-like serine/threonine-protein kinase At2g40270. The record is from RefSeq and is a predicted model, not a curated record. Gene Ontology annotation, biological process: protein phosphorylation. Bases 274 to 2241 code for a protein of 655 amino acids. NCBI's taxonomy places the organism in Eukaryota, Viridiplantae, Streptophyta, Magnoliopsida, Asterales, Asteraceae. Gene Ontology annotation, molecular function: protein binding; ATP binding; protein tyrosine kinase activity. The transcript has 9 exons.